AUGGCCCCAUCUCCCCACCGCUUCUUCUUCCUCCUCCUCGUCGCCGCCAUUGCCGUGGCGGCGUCGCUCCCGGCCACCGCCGGGCAGAACAUGACCGACGCCGAGGCGCUCAUGCAGCUCAAGAAGUCCUUCACCAACUCCUCGUCGCUCUCGUCGUGGCUCAUCACCAGCAAGGACGGAAACAAUUCCCCCUGCGCGCCCGGCUCGCACGAGUGGCACGGCGUGGUGUGCACCCGCGGCAUGGUCACGGGCCUCCGCCUCAACGGCCUCCAGCUCGGCGGCACCAUCGACGUCGACGCGCUCGCCAGCUUCCCUGGCCUCAGGUCCGUCUCCUUCGCCAGGAACAACUUCUCCGGCCCGCUCCCCGCCUUCCACCAGCUCACCGCGCUCAAGUCCAUGUACCUCUCCGGCAACCAGUUCUCCGGCAGCAUCCCGGACGACUUCUUCUCCAACCUCAGUCACCUCAAGAAGCUCUGGCUCAACGGCAACCAGCUCUCUGGAACUAUCCCGGCGUCCAUCGUUCAGGCCACAUCCCUUCUCGAGCUCCACCUAGAUCGCAACGCCUUCACUGGGGAGCUCCCGGCCGUGCCACCGCCGGCGCUCAAGUCGUUCAACGUCUCGGGGAACGACCUCGACGGCGUCGUCCCGGAGGCGUUCCGGAAGUUCGACGCAGGCAGGUUCGGCAGCAACGAGUACCUCUGCUACGUGCCGACCCACGAAAAGCCGUGCAAGCGCGCGCAGACCGUAGCCAACUCCUCCAGGCGGGUCAUCAUGGUGUUCGCCACGCUGCUCGUCUCGGCCGUCGUGAUGACCAUCGCCCUGCGCGCGUGCAGCAGCGAGCCCAGCCGCGUCCGAAACUUCGAUUCUGCCCGAGGCGACAUGGAGGGGCUCGAGGAGAAGCCACCCGUGUACAUGGUCAAGCAGGCGUCGACCACGCAGAAGCGGAGCAGCUCGUGGCUCGGGAGGAGGGCAGGGUCGUCUCUCGGACUUGGACACCGGCGGGCCGCGUCUGCCGCAAAGGUGGACGAGCUCAGCAGCCGAUCCGCCGGGGAUCUCGUCAUCGUGAACGACUGUAAGGGCGUGUUCGGGCUGACCGACCUGAUGAAGGCGGCGGCCGAGGUGAUCGGGAGCGGCGGGCUCGGGUCGGCGUACAAGGCAGUGAUGGCCAACGGCGUGGCCGUGGUGGUGAAGCGGGCCCGCGACAUGAACCGGGCAACCAAGGACGCGUUCGAAGCCGAGAUGAAGCGGCUCGGCGCGAUGCGCCACGCCAACCUGCUGCCGCCGCUGGCUUACCACUACCGCAAGGACGAGAAGCUCCUCGUCUACGAGUACAUCCCCAAGGGAAGCUUGCUCUACGUCCUCCACGGCGACCGGGGCAUGGACUACGCGGCGCUGGACUGGCCGAUGAGGCUCAAGGUGGCCGUCGGCAUCGCGCGCGGCACGGCAUUCCUCCACACGGCGCUCGCCAGCCACGAGGUGCCCCACGGUAACCUCAAGUCAGCCAACGUCCUCCUCGCCCCGGACUUCGAACCGCUCCUCGUCGACUUCGGCUUCUCCGGCCUCAUCAACCACAUUCAGUCCCCGCACUCCAUGUUCGCGCACCGCGCCCCCGAGUGCGUCGCCGGCCACCUGGUGUGCGCCAAGGCCGACGUCUACUGCCUCGGCAUCGUCCUCCUCGAGCUCCUCACCGGCAAGUUCCCGGCGCAGUACCUCCACAACGCCAAGGGCGGCACGGACCUCGUCAUGUGGGCGACGUCGGCGAUGGACGACGGCUUCGAGCGGGACCUGUUCGACCCGGCCAUCGUGACGACGUGGAAGUUCGCGCUGCCGGACAUGACGCGGCUCAUGCAGGUCGCGGUGGACUGCGUCAAGAUGGACCUGGAAAAGCGGCCGGACAUGAAAGAGGCUGCGGCAAGGGUGGAGGAGGUGGCGGCGGCCGCGCUAGCCACGGUGAGGGAGAGGCAAGAGGAGGCCGACAGCGAGGGCAGCACGCGGUCGGGGGACGGGGCCAGCAGAAGCUCGCACGCCGCGUACGUGCGAGACGGAUCCAUACAGCGGAUCACAAACGUCGGCGAGCGGUCGUCGCGGCGAGGCAGCAAUGACUACUCGUACGGCAUCUCAUGAGACGGCGGCAGGGCAGCAAGUUGGCCAGAGUCAGAUUUUGUAAGUCAAUCGUUGGUCCUUUUUUUGGUUCAUUUGGUAUGUAUAUUUUCCUAGCAUCGUGUAUUGAACAUGUAGUUUCACCUUCACCAAUGUUCAAUUAGCAUAC
Molecule: messenger RNA, 2269 nt
Organism: Phragmites australis (common reed)
Lineage: Eukaryota; Viridiplantae; Streptophyta; Magnoliopsida; Poales; Poaceae
Product: pollen receptor-like kinase 3
Exons: 1
Coding region: 1-2124 (707 amino acids)
Biological process (GO): protein phosphorylation
Molecular function (GO): protein binding; protein kinase activity; ATP binding
Source: RefSeq, a predicted model, not a curated record